Chelmon rostratus (copperband butterflyfish) is the source of this 3590-nucleotide messenger RNA. Its product is annotated as angiopoietin-related protein 2-like. Lineage: Eukaryota; Metazoa; Chordata; Actinopteri; Chaetodontiformes; Chaetodontidae. Bases 399 to 1952 code for a protein of 517 amino acids. The record is from RefSeq and is a predicted model, not a curated record. The transcript is spliced from 5 exons.
AACAGAGUCUAUCUGAGGAACAGGCAUGAGCUCUCAGUUUAGGACUCAGCCCUUGACAAAGGUGGACAAAUCCUAUGCUGCAGAUGAAGGAGGGCUUCGGCUGUUUGCUGCUGCAGCUUGAUUGGACACUGAGGGACUGUUGAAACAAUCCUCCUCUGCAGAGACAUCAUCACAGCUGGAACAUUUUCUUUCUGCUCUUUACAGAGAAUUGAUUCUGACAGCAGGUAAAGGAAAUAAUGUGAAGAAGUCCCACUGAUAGAAUAACGGACAAACACAGGGGAAAUGUGGACUGACUCUGCCUGGUGAGGACUUGGAGGGAAACGUGCCAGAAAGCCAAGAGAUAGAAGGAAGCAGAGACGAGCGAUAUCAUCUUGGUUUGGGUGCAGCAGGACCGUGCUAUGAUUCUCCCUGUGGUGGUCUUGCUGGUGCUCCUGGUGCUCUCUGGACCCUCUAUCCAGGGAGACACUCAGGAAAUGGGGAACAGUGAUGAGAUCCUAGACAGAGAGUUUAUCUACGCGCCAAAACGGCAAAAACGUGCCAUGGUCGACCACAGCGCUGUCCAAACAGACAAGUGCUCCUAUACCUUCAUCGUCCCUCAGCAGAAAAACAACGGCGCCAUCUGUGUGAACUCCAAGGAGCCUGACGCCCUGCUGGAGAAUCGGGUCAACAAGCAGGAGCUGGAGCUGCUCAACAGCGAACUGCAGAAGCAGCGACGGCAGAUCGAAGCACUGCAGCUGUUGGUUGAGGUAGACGGGGGUGUGGUCAAUGAAGUCAAGCUGCUACGCAAAGAGAGCCGCAACAUGAACUCCAGAGUCACACAGCUCUACAUGCAGCUGCUGCAUGAGAUUAUCCGCAAAAGAGACAAUGCUCUUGAGGUAUCACAGAUGGAGACCCGCGUGCUCAACCACACAAAUGAGAUGGGGAGGCUAGCUGCACGCUACCGUGACCUGGAACACAAGUACCAGCAUCUGUCAGCCCUCGCAAGCAACCAGAGUGCUCUCCUGGUGCAGCUGGAGGAGCGCUGUAAGCGGGGAGGAUAUUCGUACAGCGUGGUGCAGGAGAGGAGCCGUCCUGUCCGUCCACAGCCUCCUGUGAUCCCUCAACCUCCUCUGCAGAGGCCUGCAGUGUCUCCUGGAGGCUAUAGACCCUACCAUCCACCUACCUUCACCCGUCACGCCAGCAACCCCAUGACCAAUGAGAUACAGAAUGACCAAAACUCCAAAGCAUUACCGCCUCCACUGCCCACAAUGCCAAGCGCUGCAUACAGUUUCACAAACGGGCCGUCUGGCCCUUUUAAAGACUGUCUAGAGGCUCUGGAGGACGGAUACACCACCAGCGGCAUGUACCUCCUGAAACCAGACAAGGGCAACCAGCUCAUGCAGGUUUGGUGUAACCAGAGACACGACCCUGGUGGAUGGACUGUCAUUCAGAGACGUCAGGAUGGCUCUGUCAACUUCUUUAGGAACUGGGAGACAUACAAGCAAGGGUUUGGAAACAUUGAUGGUGAAUACUGGUUAGGACUAGAGAACAUCUACUGGCUGACCAACCAGGGCAACUACAAGCUGCUGGUGACCCUGGAAGACUGGACUGGACGCAAGACCUUCGCAGAGUACGCCAGCUUCCGUGUUGAGUCUGAGGCCGACUUCUACAGACUGCGAGUGGGUCAGUACCACGGCAACGCUGGAGACUCUCUUACCUGGCACAACAGCAAGCAGUUUACCACACUGGACAGAGACCAUGACGUCUACGCAGGUAACUGCGCCCACUACCAGAAGGGAGGUUGGUGGUAUAACGCCUGUGCUCACUCCAACCUGAACGGUGUCUGGUACCGUGGUGGGCAUUACCGCAGCCGUUACCAGGACGGGGUCUACUGGGCCGAGUUCAAAGGGGGAGCUUAUUCUCUGAAGAAAGUGACCAUGAUGAUACGACCCAAUGCAAACACCUUCCAUUAACACUUCAGUCAAACCUGAACAGAUUUUAGAGGACAAACAUUUCCACAAAAGGGAUUUAAUUUUCACUGUAUAUCACAAAAACAGGCAUCAACAGGCAUUGAUCUGAGUCUCAGUCUUCACUUUUUUCUGUUUGUUGCCUUACUGUAUAUUGCUAAGGUAUCCAUCAUACAGUGACACAACAGGAUCCAAGACGAAUUCUGUUGUACUUUCUUACUCCUUCAGGUACAGUUUUACUUAUGUUUUACUUUAUGUGCAGAAUUAAAUCCAUAUUGCAUUAAUUACAUAUUAAUGCAAAAUAGUAACAAAGGAAUUAUUGGUGCUAGUGCAUAUAUAUUAUGUAUAUACAACAUAUAUUGGGAUCAAUUCUACAGGAGAGACAUCUGGUUAUUUAUUUUGAUACGGUUUUCUAGAGUGUUUCAGUAUAUCUGCCUAAUCUGCCGGGGUCAUUCUAUUUGGAUUUGAAAUAGUUAGUUAAAAAGGUUGAAGGCCUUCUGACUUAAUAAGUGAACAGAAAAGUUCAACAUGCCAAAAAACCUUCAUCAGUUCAUCUUUUCUGGAGUCCAUACAACAGGACUGUGGACUGCACAGCUGCCUGUAUCACUGAAUACACUAUGCAUGAUUCUUGAACUAAAUUGCAUGUGUGUAUAUAAUGAUUCUACAGUGCUUGACUAAGUCUUAAUAGUAACAUAAGUGAGAUAUGAGGUUGCACGGACAACUGUCUUUGUCUCCACUGAUGCUGCAGAAACGGACCCGUCGCUGCAUCCUGAUCAGCCAUUGAUGGGAAUCAGAAUCAAUGUGACAUUUUUGAAGAUCUCACUAACUUUACAGUUAUCCUUUUUAUGCUUAGAAAUGUAUCCAUGUUUCAAAAAGACAAUUUCUCCCUAGCAUGAGACCAUGAUGGGACACUGUAACUGAGUGAGUUUUUUUAAAGAACAGGUCAAAAUUUUGCACUUGUCUGGUGGUCUUUGGUUAGUAAGUUGGAGUCAGGAUGUGGUUGGCUUAGCUGAGCAUUAAGAGGGGGGAAUAACCAGACUGACUGACCAAACUUGUUGUUAUGUUGCACCAAGAAAAAGCCCAAGCAGAGGAAGUCUUUUUUACAGUUACAGCUCUGCUGUUUGGGUACGAACACAGCUGGUUUAUCAGUGAGCUUCAGAGGUGCUGGUUGGUGUAUUUUUAACCCCUGGACAGACCCAUACUAGCCGUUUUCCCCGCUUCCUGUCUUUAUGCCAAGGCAGACCAACCAUGUCCUGACUGACUUUCUGAGCUAUUUUCCAAUGCUACCAGCUCCAAGGUUUUCCACCACAUCUAUGGAAUCUGGAUAUUGUGAAUUACAUAAAAGCUUUGAAAUGUUUACAGAAUUUACUCAAUUUUACUAAAUCAAAAAACAAUAAAUUAUGCAAAUAUGAUUUCAUUGCAGGUUUACCAGGUAAAAGUUACAGUAAACAGAAACAGACACCAAAAAGUACGACUAAGUUAUUCCCUCUACCCACCAAAGGUUUCCUGGUCUGUUGAAAGGAUCAGUCACUGUAUUAGUGUGCAGAUACAGUAUGUACCAGGUACUCUGUGUGUGUGUAUAUGCUGUUUUGUUAAGAUUAUUUAUAGUCUGUAUGUUACCGAUCUUGCAAUAAACUAUGUACA